This is a messenger RNA of Pistacia vera, 817 nucleotides long. RefSeq lists its product as uncharacterized. The record is from RefSeq and is a predicted model, not a curated record. NCBI's taxonomy places the organism in Eukaryota, Viridiplantae, Streptophyta, Magnoliopsida, Sapindales, Anacardiaceae. The coding region runs from base 18 to 770 and encodes 250 amino acids. The transcript has 2 exons.
CAACAAAUUACUAGGAUAUGUUAGAUGACUUAUCAUCAUUGGCUGGAAGGAGACUUAAUGUGACACAACUAGCCUCUAAGUACUUUCACCUGAGAAAAGUAUAUCAAGCAUGGCGGAAAUUGUUUCAACACACGGGCUUUGGUUGGGAUCAUGAGUCGCAAACUCCAACGUGUCCCUUACAGGUUUGGCAAGAAUAUAUCAAGCAAAACCCACAUGCGCAACAAUUCUUCCACAAGGGACUUCCUCACAAGGAGCUUUAUGAAGUCAUAUUUGAGAAGCAAACUACCACAAGGAGAUAUGCGUACACAUCUACGUCUCAACCUAUGGAGAACUUCACUUCUUUCGAUCAAGGACCAGUUGACAUUGAUGAUAGUGACUUCAAACGUGAUUCGGAUCAGACGAUAGGGGAAAAACAGUCAAACACAUCUGGUCAUGCAAGAUCGACAAAUAGGAGGAAGAGAAGGGGCCCAAGACAAGUACUUGUGGAUGUCAUUGGCAAAUUGACGAACGUGCUUGUGGAGAGGAGUAUAGGAUCGAGGGCUAGCAAUCGUAGUAGAGAUGAGGGGGACGAAGAGAACACCAGUGCUCCAUCUGAUCUAUUUUCCAUGAGCCAUUGUAUUGACGUUUUGACAGCCAUGCAAGUACCCACAGAGUUUUACAUGACAACUGUCAAGUACUUAUAUCAAAAUCCAGGGUGGCAGGAGGUAUUCAUAAAACUGCCGCCCGAUGAAAAGACUAAUUGGAUUUAUAACGACUUUCGCAAUUUGUAGAUGACCCUAUAUGUCUUAAGUGUUUGGCCACAUUUUUAUAUGCACCA